AUGCUUACGCAGAAGUCCCUCGCCCGUCUUGGGCUUGUGUUUAUGUUCUGUGUGGCCAGCUUGCAGUCGCUGAACGCGGAAGAGAUCGAGUGGCGUACGGCCAAGCAACUCUCCGAUCAGUUGGCCAGCCCGGUGUCGAUUUCCUGGUCUGCCGCCAACUUUCGGCCGGCACUCGAGCGAUUGAGUCGCGCCCAACGGGUUGCCAUCUUAGUCGAUCGCAGAAUCGACCCGGGAACCCGCUGUGAGUUCCGUGGCGAGAACGAAGCCUUAUCAGAGGUGUACCGGCACUUGGCCGAACAGGCUAACGCUGGCUACUCCCAACUCGGCCCUGUGGCCUACUUCGGUCCGGAGUCUACUGCCCGAAAGCUUCGCACGUUGGCAGCCCAACUCGACGAGCAAGUCGAGCAGUUGCCUCCAACUGCCAAACGUAUUUGGCACAGAAGUCGAGCCUGGCAUUGGAAUGACUUUGCGACGCCCCGCCAGUUGCUCGAGGGGUUGGCCACGGAACAUCGGAUCAAGCUCGUGGGCCUUGAACAGAUUCCUCACGACUUGUGGGCCGAGGCCGACGUGCCGCCGAUGCCGUUAGCCGAGCGGAUGUUGCUGAUUGCUGCGCAGUACGAUUUCACCCUUGCCAUAGAACCCGACGGACGUUCAGCCAGCUUGGUUCCAAUCCCGUCAGAGGUUGCUGUGCAGCGUCGUUAUUCAGGUCGAGGCAAAGCGAGCCAACUUGCCAGACAGUACCGCAGUCUGGUGCCGAAUGCCGAGGUGGUCGUCGACGGUCGCGAUGUCGUAGUGAGCGGAUUGAUUGAAGAACAUGAGCUCAUCGCGAAUGGGCAGUCCUCAACAGAGACGCAACCGACCUCGGGGACACAGGUUUUUCGGCUUAAGGUCGAGAACAUUCCCGUUGCCCGGCUUUUGGACCAUGUUUCGAAGCAGAUGGGCUACGCAGUAGAAACCGACGAGAAAGCGAUCUCGUCUGCAGGCUUGUCGCUUGAUGAGCGGGUGUCGGUUGACGUGAAAGACGCGACGAUUCAAGAGCUAUUGGAAGCCAUUCUCAAACCUGCGGGCCUAGCUCAUCGUCGCGAAGGGAAGCGGAUUGAGGUAGUCCGACACCCCGGCUUGGAUGGCCUGCACGACGCGUUCUUUUUCCGCUUCGGUCGUGACCAUGAUGAUCGGAAUGUUCGCUUGAACAUGUUGACUGCUUCCGAACCAUCUGCGGCUUCGGUUGUGUCUUCCACGCCGACGGCCAAGAGCGAUCGAACGAUGAUCUUCCGCAUCGUACUCGAAUCGUCUGCCACUAAGACUCGUUUGCUCAUUGGAUUCUUCCCGUGUGUUUUGCCUGUUGAUUGGUUGAACGCCGAACUACUGCUGUCGAAUUCGCUAAGCAGCUUGGCGAGACGUGAUCAACUGUCAGGCAAACAUAGGAGUCAGGUGGUGAGCACCCUGCAGCAAGAGCCACAGACCGAAGUAAGCGAAUCGAAGGAAGGCACCGGCUCAUUGCAGUUGGUCAGCUUUCGCUUAGGCCAAGAGGAAUACGGCGUAGAGAUCACGAAGGUCCAAGAAAUCAUUCUCAUGGGAGAGAUUACGCGGGUUCCGCAGACGCCAGAGUAUUUGAAAGGCCUUAUCAACUUGCGGAGCACGGUGAUUCCGAUCGUGGAUCUGCGUAUCCGCUUCGGAUUGCCCAUUAGCGAGCAAUCGGACGAGGCUCGCAUCAUGGUCGUCAACGUGGCCGGAAAAACCAUCGGCAUCAUCGUUGAUGCUGUGAGCGAAGUGCUACGUAUUUCUCAGGAGGACACCGCUCCGCCACCACCAACGGUGGCCGGACUCGGCCGAGAAUACCUCACCGGACUGGUGAAGUUGGAAAACCGUCUGCUGAUUCUGCUCGACAUCGACCAGAUCCUGACAGACGAGGAAGCCGCGGCCAUUGAUGGGAUGGAUGUGUCUGAGCUGCGAGCACAGCUAGCCACAGCGAAGGCCGUCAGCGAGAACUCGCCAAUUAACAUUAUUCUCGCCGACACCGAUCUGAACAUCACCUACGCCAACCCUGCCAGCGUCGCCCAGUUGCGACCGCUGGAGCACCUGCUUCCUUGCCGUGUUGACGAAGUUGUCGGUCAGAACGUCGACAUCUUUCACAAAGACCCGUCUUAUCAACGUCGGAUCUUGUCGAACCCGAAGAACUUCCCCCAUCGGGCAAUCAUUGAACUGGGCGACGAGAAGCUCGAUCUUCUGGUCAGUGCCAUCUACGACGACAACGGAGAAUACCUGGGGCCGAUGGUCACUUGGGACGUUGUGACGAAGAAGAUCGAAUUGGAAUCGCAGAGCCGUCAUUACACCAAUCAGAUCCAAGCCAUCAGCGCAGCUCAAGCGGUGAUCGAGUUUGAGCCUGAUGGAACCAUCAUCACGGCCAACGAUAACUUCCUGAAUGCCGUUGGUUACUCGUUGGAAGAGAUCCAAGGCAAGCACCACCGUAUGUUCUGCGACCCAGCUUAUACCGAGUCUGCUGAAUACCGUCAGUUCUGGAUGGAUCUUGGCAACGGCAAGUCGCACGCCGGCGAGUUCCAACGCUUCGGUAAGGGUGGCAAGGAAAUCUGGAUCCAAGCCAGAUACUCCGCAUUGCUAGACGAGAAUGGCAAGACUUAUGGUGUGGUCAAGUACGCCAGUGACAUCACCGAGACGGUCCGCCAACGUCAACAAGCAAUUGAGAAUCAGGAACGCGAACGCCAGCAGCAAGAAGAGCUUCGCGCGAAUGUCGACCAAUUGCUGGAAGUGGUCAAUGCCGCUGCUGAGGGUGAUUUAACCAAAGAGAUCACCGUCAACACUGAUGACGCCGUGGGUGAAUUGGCCAGCGGUUUGCGUCGUAUGCUCGGCGACUUGCGUGGCAUGAUCGGACAAAUUAUCGAGAGUGCCAUGCAGUUCACUGAAGGUUCGCGAGUGAUCGCAGAAAGCUCGCAAACCCUCGCCCAGGGAGCUCAAAACCAGAGCUCGGCGGUCGAAGAAAUGAGUGCUUCGAUCGAGCAGCUGAGCCGCUCGAUUGACGGCGUUCGCGACAAUGCAGGCGAAGCGGACUCCAUGGCUCGCGGAACCAACGAACUUGCCAACGAGGGUGGCAAGGCCGUGCAGAAGUCGAUCGAGGCCAUGGACCUCAUCAAGUCCAGCUCGGAACAAAUCAGCGAGAUCAUUCAAGUGAUCUCCGAGAUUGCCGGCCAGACCAACUUGCUCGCCUUGAACGCAGCCAUCGAAGCGGCUCGUGCCGGAGAGCACGGUCUCGGCUUUGCUGUGGUGGCCGACGAAGUUCGCAAGUUGGCCGAACGCUCCAGCGGUGCAGCCAAGGAAAUUUCUUCGCUCAUCAAGGAAUCGACUCGACGCGUGGAAGAAGGAGCCACGCUCAGCGAAGAGACUGGUGCGGCCUUGAGCAAGAUAGUUCAAGGUGUGGAAGACACCGCCAAGAAGAUCUCGGAAAUCGCUUCUUCGACGACCGAGCAAGCUCAGAACGCUUCGGAAGUCGCCGCCGCCAUUCAGAACGUGGCCCAAGUGACCGAACAGGUCGCGGCCGGCAGCGAGGAAAUGGCUUCCAGCAGCGAAGAACUGGGUGCUCAAUCCACCGGGCUGCGUGACAUGAUGCAAAACAUCACACAAGACAACCUCGUCUCCGAUGUUCUGAUGAAGCAAUACUCAGACUUGGUUUAUUCACGAACCGGGAUUCGGCUCUCUGAGCAGAAAAAGAUAUUGCUUUCGAACCGGGUGCGACGUCGUCUACGAGCCACCGGGAUCGCUAGCUUCGAGGCUUAUUUCGCACAUUUGAAAAAACUCUCGCCCUCGGAAGAAGAAUGGGAUCGAUUCCUGCAAGAGAUCACCACACACGAGACCUACCUGUUCCGCGACGAAAUGCACUGGAAAUGGUUUCGUCAAACCUUUCUGCCCGAACGAGCAGCAGCUGCCCGCAAGGAUCCUAAGGCCAAGAAUCUUCGCAUCUGGUCGGCUGCGGCGAGCACCGGCGACGAAGCAUUCACCGUGGCCACUUGCAUUGCGGCCACCAUCCCGAACGUGAGCCAAUGGAAAAUUGAAAUCGUCGGUACCGACAUUGGAAUCGGCGCUCUCGAAGAAGCCCGAGAAGGGACCUUCAAUGAGAAUGCCAUGCGGCUAGUUCCUGACGAUUUACGGAGUCGCUACUUCACCAAAGCCCCGGGCGUGCACGUGUGGAAAGCCAAACCCGCGCUCGGGGGAAUGAUUACUUUCCGUCAGCACAACCUCAUGGACUCGCUGAACGAGCGGCCGUUCGAUUUGGUGCUGGUCAAGAACGUGCUGAUCUAUUUCGACUCCAAGUCAAAGCAACAGGUGCUCUCGCGCGUUCUGCCGCUGGUCAAGCCGGGUGCCUAUUUCGUCGCCGGGGCUGCUGAAGGGGCUGGCGCCAUGAGCGACGGAAGUGCAUCAACACAAGACGACUUCUUCCAGAGUCUGCUCGGAGAUUUUCUGGACGAAUCCGAUCAGUUGCUGGGUUCAUUGGGCGAGCACUUACUGAAGCUCGACGAAUGGACUCAGUCGUUGGAGCCCGACCAGCCAGCACGAUGCGAUGACGACUUGAUGAAUGAAAUGUUCCGCGCGGCCCAUAGCCUGAAAGGGCUUUCGGCCAUGUUGGGGCUCAGCCAAAUCAAUUCGCUCACACAUCGCGUGGAAAACGUCUUCGAUGCCGCCCGGAACGAUCAGCUUACAUUCUCCUCCGAGUCUGUAGAGUUGCUGUUUCAGUCUGUGGAUUGCCUGGUGGCGCUGGUUGACCAACUCAAAGACGGAACGCAGGGCGAAGUCGACUGCGACGCGGUAAUCGCCGGCAUCGAACAAAUACUAGAGACUGCCGGUGCUCAGCGUGUCGUCACCUCUCAAGCCGACGCAGAAGCGUUCUUGUCAGAGCCGGAACCUUCCAUCCAAGAAUCAAUCCAGAUUGAGAGCACUGAUAUGCCGAAAACCGAAGUUUUAACGGCGACGGAUGACAGCGAAGGUGUGCGAUCUCCGGCCGAGUCUUGCGACUACUUUGAGGAUAUCCAAGACGAAGACGAUGUUCCGGCGAAGUAUCUUUCGAUCUUCAUUGAUGAGACGGAGAUCUCGCUGGACAGUCUUACUGAAACGCUUCUGGCGGGCGAGACGACCAAAGAUGCUCAAGCAACGGAGACCUUGCUUGUCAUCUCGCAUCGUAUCAAGGGCUCGGCAGCGGCCGUGGGUCUGAACCGUCCUGCCAAGUUAGCCCACUUCAUGGAAGAUCUGCUGCAGAACCUGCGCGAACAGAGUGAUCCGCUUACGCCCGAGAUGGCCGAUGCCAUGCUCAAGUGCACCGACGCCCUCAGGGCCUAUGUCGUCGGUCUGAAGAACGGGCAGCCAGAAUCGGAACAAUUCAACCAAUUGGCCUUAGAGUUGAUCGCUGCCAGCGAGGGCACGCCGGUCGAUAUCGCCCCGGCUGCCGAAGUUCAGGCUUCUGAGCCGGAAACAACCACCGAGAUCGCACCGGAGGCUCUCCAAUCGCUAGUGGCAGAAAUCGCACUAGAAGCUCCGGCAGCCUCACAAGGUUUUAUCGGCCGUAUCUGGUUCGAAUCUGACUUUCCGUUAGUGGGGCUGAAGGCGCAACUUCUUAUCGAGAAACUCUCUCAGUGGGGCAAGGUGUUUCACAGUAGUCCCACGCGAGAUGAGUUGGAGACCAUCGACGACUUGGACUCGCUCACCUUCGGUUUGGUUACCGACGCGGAAGAAACGCAAGUUAGAACCUCGCUUCAAAUCGUCAGUGUCGAGCGUGUCGAACUCCUGCCUUUGCCUGCGGAAGAGCGACUUCUCGAAGCGACCCCUGUUGCUGAGUCGGUUCCCGGACCAACCCCUUCACCGGCCUCAGUCGAACCGGCUGCAGCGAGUAGUCCUCCAAAAGCAGCUACACCCACUAGUGCCCCAGCCGGUCCGCCCAAGCCCCAGCCGGCAGCGCGCACGCGAAACGAGUCCAAUGCGAAUGAGAAUCGUCCCGCAGAAACUCUGCGUGUCGAUAUCGAUCGCUUGGAUCACCUGAUGAACCUUGCCGGUCAACUUGUCAUCAAUAAGGCUCGAUUCUCUCAAAUCGGUGAGGGGCUUCGAGAGAUCACGGUCGGCAAGCGGACCUCGCAACUGCUCGACAACUUGCAGGUGUUCCUCGGCAACGUGAUGAAACUCAACGGCAAGUCCGACAACAAGGGGCUUAUUGACGACGUCGAGUCGCUUUGCAAUACCGCCCGACGAAUUCAAAACGAUCUUUCCACCGCGCAACUGGAAAUGUCCGAGCUAUCUCGAGCCCGACACACUACGUCGGAUCUAUUAGAAACCGUUCAUCAACUCGACCGGAUUGCCGACGGCAUCCAAAAGACGGUGAUGGACACGCGGAUGGUUCCCAUCGGUCCGCUGUUCGGUCGCUUCCGCCGAGUAAUUCGCGAUAUAUCACGUUCCAACGAGAAACAGAUCGAUCUCAUCAUCCACGGCGAAAAGACCGAACUCGACAAGCGGAUGAUCGAUGAAUUGGGCGACCCGCUGAUUCACAUGGUUCGCAACUCGGCCGAUCAUGGUAUCGAGCUGCCGGAAGAACGCGUCGCCGCCGGAAAGCCGGCCCGAGGGACCGUGUCGCUCGAUGCAUUCCACCGGGGGAACAGCAUCGUCAUUCAGGUCAAAGACGAUGGGCGAGGGCUCGACUCCAACAAGAUUCUCAGGAAGGCCUUGGACAAAGGCAUCGUUACAGAAGCCGACGCCGAACGCAUGACUCCGCACCAAAUCUAUCAAUUGGUUUGGGAGCCGGGAUUCAGCACGGCUGAAAAAAUUACCGAAGUCUCCGGCCGUGGCAUGGGAAUGGACAUUGCCAAGUCGAAGAUCGAGGGCAUCAGCGGUAGCGUCGAUCUCGACAGCACGCCGGGCGUAGGAACCACGUUCACGAUUAAACUUCCGCUCACAUUGGCCAUUCUGCCAAGCCUGCUAACCGUGAUCGACGAGGAUGUGUUCGCACUGCCCGUCGAAUCCGUGGUGGAAAUCGUGCGAGUGCCACGCAGCGAGGUUCGCACGGUGCAUCAGCAGCAAACCACGACCGUUCGCGGACGCGUCGUUUCGGUGGUCUACUUGGCCGACUUGUUCAAGUGGAAGUCAGACGUCGCAGGUCGCACGGCUCAGGAAGACAUCACUCUGGUCAUCAUUGGAUCGGAAGAUCGUGAGAUCGCUUUGGUGGUCGACCGUCUACUGGGUGAAGAAGACGUCGUCAUCAAAUCAAUGGCUGAAAACUACAAAAACGUUCGGGGAAUCGCCGGCGCCAGCAUCUUGGGCGACGGUCGUGUGUCGUUGAUUCUCGACACCGGGGCAAUCAUCGAUAUGUCAACCGCAAUCGAAGCCGAAGCGGCUAUCUAA
Molecule: messenger RNA, 7389 nt
Organism: Cladocopium goreaui
Lineage: Eukaryota; Dinophyceae; Suessiales; Symbiodiniaceae
Source: the annotation of a GenBank genome assembly